AUGGUGGUGCCUGUUCAUCUCACAGUUGAGGCUGUUAAUGAACUUAGAGAAGGUAUCGAUCUGCUUCUUGGUCGAUGGAGUGCACUUCAUAUGGCUAUUCAAAAUGAAUGGGGUGGAUGUGAAACUCGACAGAAAGCCCAACAACUUGCUCUUGAUAUCUAUCACUGGCUAAUCAGACCUGCUGAGGCAUUAUAUGUAGAUGAUUUGGAGAAUUUACUUGAUGAUUUUAUGCUCUCUCUUAAUACAGAGAUCGAGGAUGGUAGCAUUGAGGAGAUAUCAGAGAAUCUAAUGAUCAUACAUGAAGAAUGUUUGGAAGGUAAUUUUGCCUCAAUUGAAAGACUAAGGCAAUCUGCUUCUCAAGCUGCUAAUCAUCGCAUGCAGGUUGUGACUGGUGAUGAUGAUGAUGAUAAUGAUGAGGAAUCUGAUUCAUCCUCAAGUUCAGGGGAUGUGCCAAUGGAUAUGGAAGAUGGAGUUGACCAUUUGAGUGUUGAUGAACCAGGGAGGGGACCCACACCAAUGGUUGAUGCUGAUGGUUGA
Molecule: messenger RNA, 537 nt
Organism: Lactuca saligna
Lineage: Eukaryota; Viridiplantae; Streptophyta; Magnoliopsida; Asterales; Asteraceae
Source: the annotation of a GenBank genome assembly